Messenger RNA from Amphimedon queenslandica, 2111 nucleotides. RefSeq names its product serine/threonine-protein phosphatase 2A regulatory subunit B'' subunit beta-like. The record is from RefSeq and is a predicted model, not a curated record. The coding region runs from base 104 to 1804 and encodes 566 amino acids. Gene Ontology annotation, biological process: protein dephosphorylation. NCBI's taxonomy places the organism in Eukaryota, Metazoa, Porifera, Demospongiae, Haplosclerida, Niphatidae. Gene Ontology annotation, molecular function: calcium ion binding; protein phosphatase regulator activity. The transcript has 11 exons. Gene Ontology annotation, cellular component: protein phosphatase type 2A complex.
UUAUUUUUGAAUGACGGCAAGCUAGUGGCUUUGUUAGUUUUCACUACAGAUAGUACAGAAUACAGACACAAGAGAAAGGGAUAAACACAGAAGCAGGGACGGAAUGGCUGUAGACGUCAUAUCUCCUGACGCAAGAAAGAAAGUGGACGAGCUUUUUCUGUACUGGCUCUCUGAGCCGAGCACACACGAGCUCCUAAGACACGAAGUGGCCAAAGUCUGUGGACUCCAGCAGCAAACGGCCAGCGACCACCCUCUCCUUAUAAACGGUAGCAGCACAGGAGGGAGCCUACAGUUCCCCAGACCGGCCAGUCCUACUGGUCGUGCCAUAACUCCGCCACCACCAGCUCCUCUGUCAGCUUCUUUGGGCUCACCCUCUCGUGGCGGAUCUCCCAAACUCUACAGAGGAGGUCUUGGGAUCAACAAGCAAACAGGAACAGCCACACAGAGACACCUGGUAGGAGAAGAGACUACAGAUGGAGGAGGAGAGAUGAAGACUAAUGGUGAAGCCUCAGGUGUCCCCAUGAUAUCCAUUACACCAGUGCCCACUGCAAGUCCCUCUGAACUGAUACCAAGGUUUUAUUUUCCUAACGGAAAGAAGGAGGAGGGAGACGAGGGAGCCAUUGAGAGAGUGAUGGUGACUGUUGGGAAGAUAUUUGAGCGCUAUCCUAGACAAGAAGUUCCCAAAAAAGAUUUUCAUCUUAUCAUAAAGGCACUGAAGUUACCUUAUUACUGGAAGGUUCCUUUAUUCAAAAUGAUUGCCGGUAAAAGCAAGAAAUAUGCCACCCUGGCCUCCUUUAAAAAGACAUGGCUAAAUAUAACUGAUGUCUGUUAUGAUGAUGCCUCAAAGUUUGUGAGCAUUCUCUCGUGUAAUGAUCCUGAUAGGAACUACCUGGUACCAGAAGACUUUGAGCCACUUAUAAGAGACAUUGUUGAUUGUCAUCCAGGAUUGGAGUUUUUGAGAGCAGCCCCAGAGUUUCACCUUCGAUACAUUGAGACAGUGAUUGGUCGUAUAUUUUAUUCAGUCGAUAAAACCUGGCGUAGAAGGAUAUAUGCGCAAGACCUGAGAAACAGCUGCUUCUUACAGUCUCUCUCUCAGUUAGAGGAUGAGGAUGACAUUAACAAGUUCACUAGUUUCUUCUCUUAUGAGCAUUUCUAUGUCAUUUAUUGCAAGUUCUGGGAGCUUGACACAGAUCAUGAUCUACUCAUUGAUAGACAAGACCUCAUCAAGCACUCUGAUCAUGCUCUCACGUCUAAAGUAGUCGACAGGUUAUUAUCAGGUGUGGUCACAAACAGCAGUCCGGCUGGUAAAAUGAGCUACAAGGACUUUGUGUGGUUUCUAAUCUCUGAAGAGGACAAGACAUCAAACAGAAGUAUUGAGUAUUGGUUCAGAGUCCUUGAUAAAGAUGGAGAUGGCUUCCUCUCCCUGUACGAGUUGGAGUAUUUCUAUGAAGACAUACUCCUGAGGCUUGAAGAGAUGAACAUUGAGAGCUUGUCGGUGAGAGACACCAUCUGCCAUGUACUAGACAUGAUAAACCCUAAGCACCAACGCUUUAUUACUUUAAAAGAUCUAAAGAGUUCUCAGUUGACGUCAUUGUUUCUCAAUACUUUCAUUAACCUUGAGAAAUAUAUGGACUAUGAACAGAGGGAUGCUAUAUCAAUGAACCAGGAUGAUGAAGAAGAUGGACACAUGCCUACCAAUUGGGAGAAAUAUGCCAGUGAACAAUAUGAACUGCUAGUAGCUGAAGAACAGUUUGAGGAUGGAGACGAGGAAGAAGAGCCAAUGGAAGAGAAUGACGUCUACUGAUACUUUGACCUUAGUAGCUUUAGUCCACUCAGCUAUACAUUAUUUUAACUGCAUUAUAUUGUGUAUAUAUUAUACUGAUAGAAGACAGUAGCACUACCUUCACCUUAUUAUGUAUAUCAGCAGUGACAGAUCCUGUUCUACCCAUCAAAUCCACUACCAUCCACUUGUGCAAUAGACUAUAAUUAUAUAGAGACACUAUUGGUCUUAAGUUUGUAUUAUUUUUUGUAUUAAAUUAUAUCUCUUUCCUCCCUCUCUUUCUUUCUCUCUUCAUUGUUGAAGUUUUAUAAAUAUAGAUUUACUUAAUAAU